Hibiscus syriacus is the source of this 999-nucleotide messenger RNA. RefSeq lists its product as uncharacterized. The coding region runs from base 153 to 956 and encodes 267 amino acids. The transcript has 4 exons. Lineage: Eukaryota; Viridiplantae; Streptophyta; Magnoliopsida; Malvales; Malvaceae. The record is from RefSeq and is a predicted model, not a curated record.
AACAAAAACCCAGAGCGUGAAACAGCUAACAGUGGAUCAAAAGUUUCAGUCAAGGACAUUUUGAGGUGGGAUUUAACUCUGGGGAAAAAUAAUGGAAUAAGUGAAGAGGAAAAUGAAGAAAAAGUCAAUCAAAGGAUUCUGAAGAGAUUUCAAUGUCCAAUGGAGUUUUAGAAUAUAACUCAGCUUUUGAUUCUUUUGAUAAGCACUUUUCACAAAGCCCUUUCCUUUUCGUGCUUCAAACAACCCCAUCUCCAAGCCGCCGUGAAAGAGAGGAGAAGGAAAAUUAUGAAUUACAGAGCUUAACAAGGUUGCAACUUGAAGAAGAAGAAGAAAAAGAACAAUGCAGUCCUGUUUCUGUUUUGGACUGUCCAUUCGAGGAUGAUGAUAGGCAUGUGGCUGCUGACGACGAGGAGGACCAUGAUGGUGAUAAUGGAAUGGACCGUUUCGAUCUUGAAUGCACCUAUGCAAUAGUACAAAGAGCUAAGCAGCAGUUUCUGCAAAAACUUUGUAGAUUCGAGAAACUGGCCAAAUUGGAUCCAAUCGAGCUCGAGAAAAUAAUGUUAGAACAAGAGCAAGAUGAUGAUGACAAUGACGCCGAGUCAUCUUCAUCAAAAAGUGAAAUGAACAUUGAUGGCUACAAUCUAAAACAUAUCCCAGAUUGCAUGAAAAGGCUAGUAUCCGAUAUCAUUGCCGAGGAAGAGACGUCGGAAUGUAACGGUUCCAUCAAUAAAAAAGCGGCAGCGGAAAGGGUAUGCACAAAACUGGAUUCAUGGAAAGAUGUAGAGUCAAACACCAUUGACAUGAUGGUGGAACAAGAUUUCAGAAGAGAUCAGAUUGAGGGUUGGAAAGGAAAUGAAGAACAGAUUCGAGAGAUGACAAUCGAAGUCGAACGCGCCAUCUUUGGAUUACUGAUGCAAGAACUGAGUGACGAACUAGAUUUUUUAAAUGGGGUUUGAAUUUGAUGGCUAAAUUUUUUGAAGCUAAGGUGACUUUCCUUUU